Molecule: messenger RNA, 1523 nt
Organism: Gambusia affinis (western mosquitofish)
Lineage: Eukaryota; Metazoa; Chordata; Actinopteri; Cyprinodontiformes; Poeciliidae
Gene: tmem176
Product: transmembrane protein 176
Exons: 7
Coding region: 231-818 (195 amino acids)
Cellular component (GO): membrane
Source: RefSeq, a predicted model, not a curated record
UGUGAAUGCUAAUGCUAGUUGAAGGCGGAUAAACGGUUUUCUUGUAACACUAAGUUGUUUCUCCACCACUAGCAAAUUUAGUAGCGAGUACAUGAAGUUACUCACAGCGCUUAGACCCUCCUACUGGUUCUGAUUGGUCAUUUUUGGUCGGGAGUGGUGCAUUUCUUCAGACAUCAAUAGUAGCUCAGGGAGGAGAUCAUCGUUGACGUGCACAGUCCAGACCACAGAAGAUGGCCGUGUCUAUCUCCACGGAUUUAACUGUCCAGGUGCUGGACGAUCCGAACAAAGUGAAACUGACUGACAGACAACAGCAGCUGCACGCCGCCAUACAGAAGGGCGAGCCCAAAUGUCUGGGGUUGAGCCAAGUGAUGCUGGGUCUGAUGGUCAUGACCUACUCACUGCCUCUACAUUUCGCUGAACACACUCAUGUUGUCAUCUUCGGCGUUCCCUGGUGGACCGGAUUAACAUUCAUUGCAGCAGGAUCGAUUGCGAUGACGUUGGAUAGAUAUUUCUCAUUGAAGAUCGUGCAGGCAUGUUUGGUAACAAGCGUGGCAGCUAUGGUGCUGUCAGCGGUGGCUGUGAUCAUCUACUCUCUGGAUUUAUACAACCAUCAGCUGCCGCUCUGUAAGACAACAGAGCCUUCCUCACAUUUCUCAGAAGACCCCUGCUGGGACCAAAUCAGCACCGCGAAAUUCUCCAAGGGAUUAAAGUCGUCUCUGCUUUUCUUCACGUUGGUGCAGGCAGCCAUCUCUGCCAUAUUCUGCUGGCUUCUCUACAGGCAGAAAAACAUCUUUGCACAAUAUGCAUCUAUCAAUUGACCUUCUCCCAGCCACAAUGAAACAAAAUAAUGGACAGAAAAUAAAGCUGAUAUGAUUGUCCAAAUAUAAAUCUUGUGUUUUCUUGUGCCCACAAAUGACUUUACAAGUUUUCUUGAUCACUGUGAUCAGCUUAAGGAAACUAAAAUCCACUCAGUUUUCAUUGUCUCUUUUUUUUCUCACCUUUUUGUGAAAUGUUUAACACAGAAGUCACAAACUCCACUGUUUAAGCGAUAUAUCAACCAAAAGAAAUCAUCUGUUUCUGUUAGAAAUUACCAAGAGAAGCACGAGAAUCAACAAUUGGUAUUUCUUUUACUGUAGUAGAUUUGUUACUUUCUUAAUUUCUUAUUCUCUGGUUUUACUUUGGUUUACUUUUACAGUAUUCUCUGUAUUUCAGUUUUCAGUCACCGUUUGAAAAAAUGUCAUGAAGUCAAUAAAAUUUGAAUCAAGGCAUUUAUGACUCUGAAUAAAAUAUUUUGCGGGAAGGAAUAUUUGGUAUGAAAAUGAUGUAGAAGGUCCAUUGAGUGUUUUUAUUUUGUUGUCUGUUAUGUAAUGAUUGAUACGAAGAGAUCACACACUUGGUUGCAAGUUGUCUUGUUGAAGGUAAUAUUAGCUUUUGUUUCAUAGUUAAAACCCACAUUUUGUAUGCUUUUUUACUUCUAUUUGAGUCUCUAUUACUUCUAAAAAAAAAAACCUCAGCCGCUUGAA